CAAAUAUGGAGGAACUGCCUGAUUCUAUUUGAACUCUGAUGUCUAGGACUGGGGCUUGUAUGAAGGGAAGUGGAGGAGGUGCCAUGGCUGUCCAUGGCCACUAGAGGCGCUCAGGGCUGGGCAGGGUAUGGGGGCUGUGUAUAUGUGAUCUCCCACUACCCCCCACCUGGCCAGAGCUAAAAUAAUAAAAUGCUGAGCUCACUGUUCCCCCACCCUCUCCCCCGGCACCGGGCUCCUGCUGCUGCUGGGACAGUGCUCUAGUAGAACAGACCGACCUACUGACACGGGGGAGGCUCUGUGAGUGCCACACAGUGGGGAGGGGGUGAGGGCCACCAUGUCAUCAUAUCAGAAGGAACUGGAGAAAUACAGAGACAUAGAUGAAGAUGAGAUCCUGAGGACCUUGAGCCCCGAGGAGCUAGAGCAGCUGGACUGCGAGCUGCAGGAGAUGGACCCUGAGAACAUGCUCCUGCCAGCUGGACUAAGACAACGUGACCAGACAAAGAAGAGCCCAACGGGGCCACUGGACCGAGACGCCCUUUUGCAGUACUUGGAGCAGCAGGCACUAGAAGUCAAAGAGCGUGAUGACUUGGUGCCCUUCACAGGCGAGAAGAAGGGGAAACCCUAUAUUCAGCCCAAGAGGGAAAUCCCAGCAGAGGAGCAGAUCACCCUGGAGCCCGAGCUGGAGGAGGCACUGGCAAAUGCCACAGAUGCUGAAAUGUGUGACAUUGCAGCAAUUCUGGACAUGUACACACUGAUGAGCAACAAGCAAUACUAUGAUGCCCUCUGCAGCGGAGAAAUCUGCAACACUGAAGGCAUUAGCAGUGUGGUACAGCCUGACAAGUAUAAGCCAGUGCCGGAUGAACCCCCAAAUCCCACAAACAUUGAGGACAUGCUAAAGAGGGUCCGAAGCAAUGACAAGGAGCUGGAGGAGGUGAACCUGAACAACAUACAGGACAUCCCGCUAGCCAUGCUAAGUGAGCUGUGUGAGGCAAUGAAGACAAAUACCUAUGUGCGGAGCUUCAGUCUGGUAGCCACGAGGAGUGGUGACCCCAUCGCCAAUGCAGUGGCUGACAUGUUGCGUGAGAAUCGUAGCCUCCAGAGCCUAAACAUCGAAUCCAACUUCAUUAGCAGCACAGGACUCAUGGCUGUGCUGAAGGCAGUUCGGGAAAAUGCCACACUCACUGAACUCCGUGUAGACAAUCAGCGCCAGUGGCCGGGUGAUGCGGUGGAGAUGGAGAUGGCCACCGUGCUAGAGCAGUGUCCCUCCAUUGUCCGCUUCGGCUACCACUUUACGCAGCAGGGGCCACGUGCUCGGGCAGCCCAGGCCAUGACCCGAAACAAUGAACUACGUCGCCAGCAAAAGAAGAGAUAACACUGCAUUUCCCUUUACCAACCAGAGCUGGGAGCACUGGACACUUAAAUCCUCAUCUGUCCUCCUUUCCUGUAAAUAAAAGCCCUUCUGUCCA
This is a messenger RNA of Sapajus apella (tufted capuchin), 1466 nucleotides long. RefSeq names its product tropomodulin 4 (gene TMOD4). The transcript is spliced from 10 exons. The coding region runs from base 335 to 1372 and encodes 345 amino acids. The record is from RefSeq and is a predicted model, not a curated record. Gene Ontology annotation, molecular function: tropomyosin binding. Gene Ontology annotation, cellular component: striated muscle thin filament; myofibril. Lineage: Eukaryota; Metazoa; Chordata; Mammalia; Primates; Cebidae. Gene Ontology annotation, biological process: myofibril assembly; pointed-end actin filament capping; muscle contraction.